CAGCCUCCGUCCUCUGAUUCUCCCACAUUCGGCACACAUACACACACAGUCAAACAGGAUUCAAUAACAGUGAUCAAGGCAUAGAGCGUGGAACAUCCACAUUAUUGAUCGAUUGCUAUCGGACCACUUCGAAGGGUAGUUUGAAGCCAAUUCGACUGUCUCCAGAUUCGGUGCACUCGUCCCACGACUGUACAAUGGCAGCAGCGGCGAUAUCACAGAUGAGUACCAUCAGCGCCGGUAGCCUUCAGGCAUCGCUGUCGCUUCUGCCCAAGCCAGGAAAGCUGGCAGGUGCGCAGUUGGUGGCUGCUCCUGCCAGAUUGACAACGUCUCUGGCAGGUAGAGUUCGGUGCGAAGCUGGAGGCAGCAAGGGUCCCUUGGCCGACGUGAGGGAGGCAGUGGGCCGCAACACGAAGAAUGUGCUCACCGAGGACGACAUCCUCCGGAACCAAGAGACCAACGAGUCCGAGAAGAAAUCCGUGAUGGGCACCGAACCGACAUCCGGGUCCUUGUACCCGCGCCCCGAGGUGGAGAGGAGAACCGAGACCGGAAGCAAGUCGUUCUGGAGCGUGUUCGCGUUCGACGGAGCGGCGCCCGAGACCAUCAACGGCAGGCUCGCCAUGGUGGGGAUGGUGUGGGCAGUGGUCGCGGAAGAGAUGACGGGGAGAACGGUGAUGGACCAGCUCACAGCUCCCGGACAGACCGGGUUGCUGUACUUCCUAGUGGCAGUGCAAUUGCUCACGUACGCAUCGCUGGUACCCAUCAUGAGCGGCGAGUCGACGGAUGCUCGCAGCUUCGGGCCUUUCACGGCGCGAGCGGAGCGAUGGAAUGGGCGCAUGGCGAUGGUGGGAUUCUUCUCGCUGCUGGUGACGGAGAUGUUCACCCACUCCGCCAUCUUCAACUAGAUUUGCUCGAUGCAGUUGCGACACCCGAUGCCAGUGCAACGGUGGCGUGCGGGCGUAUGUACAUAGGAGAGUGACCCGGGUGUCAGAUGGGUCCACGCGUGAAUGAGUGAGAUCCUGAAGCGACGACCUUGAGUGCGAUUUUGUAAAUGAGUAGCCGUAGCGAGUUCGGGUUGGAGAUAUGGCGCAGGAAGUGUGCAGGACGCGAGGAUGUGUCAUAGAGUUUCGAUUGUUUCACGUACAAUUGUGACCCGUGCGGUCCAUCAGCACGAGAGUAGCAGAUUAUGUGAAUAAAAGGACUCCGUAGGUGCAAAUCAGUCCGACGGAUUGUGGUCGGCGUUUCCGAACGGAAGCUGACCCGGAUCAUUUUGUUGCAAUAAAGAAGGAAGUAUUGGUUGUUGAA
This is a messenger RNA of Physcomitrium patens, 1302 nucleotides long. RefSeq names its product low molecular mass early light-inducible protein HV60, chloroplastic. The record is from RefSeq and is a predicted model, not a curated record. Lineage: Eukaryota; Viridiplantae; Streptophyta; Bryopsida; Funariales; Funariaceae.